Molecule: messenger RNA, 1026 nt
Organism: Aureobasidium musti
Lineage: Eukaryota; Fungi; Ascomycota; Dothideomycetes; Dothideales; Saccotheciaceae
Source: the annotation of a GenBank genome assembly
AUGGCUGACCUUCAAGCUCUGAAAAGUGGUAAUUUGUACACUGUGGGAUGGAUUUCUGCACUACCCCUGGAGCUGGCAGCGGCCACCGCCAUGCUUGACGAGGAGCAUGCCACCCCGACGGACUUUAUUCCCUCGUCCUCGGAUCAGAACAAUUAUGCCUUUGGUCGUAUGGGAGAACACAACCUGGUAAUCGCAUCACUCCCGGCUGGUGUUUAUGGGACAAUAUCUGCCGCUACAACUGCCCAACACAUGCUUUCAUCCUUUUCAAACAUCAAAAUCGGACUGAUGGUCGGAAUCGGAGCUGGAAUUCCGAGAUUGAAAGAGUAUGACAUACGCCUGGGAGAUGUUGUUGUCAGCAAGCCUGAAGGCACGUCCGGAGGAGUUAUCCAAUACGAUCUUGGAAAAGCCAAAGCAGAUGGAAGCUUCGAACGCAAGGGCAUGCUCAAUCGGCCGCCACUUGCACUGCUGAACGCAUUGAGCAGUCUCGAGGCACGACAUAUCAAAUCUGGUUCCAAGAUUGCUCUAUACGUCAACAAGAUGCUGGAGAGAUAUCCACGCAUGAAGAAAGGACGUCCUAAGAUACCUAGCUAUAUGUUUCAAGGAGUUGACAACGACAAAUUCUUCGAGUCAGCGUAUCUACACAUUGGUGGCCCAAGCUGCACAGCGUGCGAUACAGCCAGAGAGAUAACUCGAGAUGCCAGAGAUUCGACCGACCCCGAGAUUCACUACGGUGUUAUCGCUUCUGGUGAUACGUUAGUGAAGGAUGCGGUCCGAAGAGAUGAGCUCGCCAAAGGCACUGGGGAACAAUGCAUCUGCUUCGAAAUGGAAGCAGCAGGUAUCAUGAACACGUUUCCUUGUGUAGUAAUUCGAGGCAUUUGCGAUUAUGCCGAUUCACACAAGAAUGAUCGCUGGCAAGGAUACGCUGCUGCGACCGCGGCUGCUUAUGCUAAAGAGUUGCUUGAGGUCAUACCUCGUGCGGAGCUGCAGCGAGCAGAGAAGGCCAUCAAAAUUCUACAGGAAGGUUAG